AUGCGCAGGGAUGUCGGGACCGCGCCGGUGCUCCCGCCUCCCUCCCGCACAGCUCCGUCUGCCGGGCGCGCCCCGCCACUGCCGCCGCCCAUCAGCCGGCCUGGGGGCGCGCCGGCACCGCCGGGGCUGGGGCUGCUGCUGAGGGUCCCGAGGCUCAGCCCCCGGAGGGAUUUAAGCACCCCCAGCCCGAGCAGCCCCAGCAGUGGUGACAGUGUGCUCUGCACUGCCAUGGUCAUGACUGGGCUCUUCAUCCUCAGCCUGGGGGGCUCCAUCCUGCUCCCAGCAUUGGCCCCAGCAGGCACCCAGGGGAGCCGGAUCGUCGGGGGAAAGGCAGCAGUGCCCCACUCCCGGCCCUUCAUCGCCUCCAUCCAGAUGGACGGGGAGCACGUCUGCGGGGGCUUUCUGGUGUGGCCCAAGUGGGUGAUGACAGCUGCCCACUGCCUCGUUCCCAGGAGCAGCCCCUCGGUGCGUGUGGUGCUGGGCGCCCACCGGCUGGAGGAGCCCGAGGCGUCCCAGCAGGUCUUCAGCGUGGUCGAGUCCAUCGCCCACCCGCGCUACAACCCCCGCGCCGUGGACAACGACAUCCGCCUGCUCCGGCUGAACAGGGCGGCCACACUGAACGAGUACGUGAAGCGGAUCCGCCUCCCUUCGCCACACGUCGACCUGAAGCCCGGCACCGUCUGCUGCGUGGUGGGCUGGGGGGACACCUCCAACUAUGGCAACCAGCCCGCUGAGCUGAUGGAGACCAACACCACCAUCGUCAAGCGGAGCCUUUGCCGGACGCUGUGGAGGGGCAAGGUCUCGGCCAACAUGCUGUGUGGGGCCAGCCGCAACGCCACCCUGCAGGGCGUCUGCACCGGUGACUCCGGGGGACCCCUGAUCUUCAAGGAGAAGGUUUACGGCAUCGUCUCGUUCUCUGGGAAGAGAUGUGGGGACCGCCGGUUCCCCGACGUCUACACCAAGAUCUCCAACUACAUUGACUGGGUGCAUCGCACUGUGCGAGGGCCCCGCCAGCAGAAGGGGAGGCCGAAGCCCUGA
This is a messenger RNA of Neopelma chrysocephalum (saffron-crested tyrant-manakin), 1038 nucleotides long. Its product is annotated as serine protease 57-like. The record is from RefSeq and is a predicted model, not a curated record. Gene Ontology annotation, biological process: proteolysis. Gene Ontology annotation, molecular function: serine-type endopeptidase activity. Lineage: Eukaryota; Metazoa; Chordata; Aves; Passeriformes; Pipridae.